Salvelinus sp. IW2-2015 is the source of this 1263-nucleotide messenger RNA. RefSeq lists its product as uncharacterized. Lineage: Eukaryota; Metazoa; Chordata; Actinopteri; Salmoniformes; Salmonidae. The record is from RefSeq and is a predicted model, not a curated record.
CAGAGGACAGAUUUGGGAAGGCUGGGAGGGAUAGGGUCCAAGAGGCGACAGUGGCCCCGUCAGAAGCACCCAGUGCAGGAGGAACGGGAACGGACUGGUCAGAACUUGAACCCUUGUACAGACUUGACAAGCACGCCUAUGAUCUCAAACUCAACUUCAACGUCAGCCUGGAGGACUGGGACAACUUUGACUGGACCGUGGACAGGAUGUUCACGUUGCUAGGCAACUUCAACCACCAGCCGAACGGGCGCCGCAGCAACUUGAUUCCUGGGGAGGGUAGAGGAGGAAGAGACCACGCCCUGGUGUCCUCAACGGACCAAUCAGCCUCAGCCAUCUACCUGACCACCCUGGCCACUCCAGCUCUCCUGCUGAGAGAGGCUGGGGCCGAGGUCCUGAGGGAGGCGUUGGGGCUGAAUGGAGGGGUGCACCGCUCUUCCUCCUCCUCUUCCUCCUCCUCUUCCUGUCCUCCAGUCCCAGCUGAGGAGGGCCGCUCUGACUGGGACCACUCCCCACCUCUCCUCAACCAGUUAGGGGAGGAGGGCCAGCCUAGACUGCAUGACGAGGAUGAGGAGGGCAGGGAUAGGGGUGAUGAAGAGGAGGAGGAAGAGUUGUUUAGGAGACGGUCGGCCCGGUGGAGGCUGAACCAUGCUCACUGUAAGUGCAGUGACUUUGUUCAGGAAGCUGAGAACGGGUUGCCUGUAUGACUGCCUGUAAGACCCCUCUCUCACUCUGUCUCCCCUCCUCACCUGAGAUUUUAGGGAGACUGAAUCAGCACAAUGCCACCUCUGGCCUGUCCCCCACCCAGACCCCCUUAACCUCUCAAGCUCCUCCUCAGGCCACAGCAGCACUUCCAGGCUGAUAUGGGGAUGAGCCUGUCCCUUUAAUCAAGACUGCAGUCCUCCAGUGCCCCAACCAUAUCCCAGGCCCCCUGCUGGCCCCUUCCUGUAAUACACCAACGGACUUCACCAGGAGAUUCUUUAUGAGCGAACACAGCAGCAGCAGCACAUGAUUCUUUAUGAGCGAACACAGCAGCAGCAACACAUGAUUUCUUUAUGAGCGAACACAGCAGCAGCAACAAUGAUUCUUUAUGAGCGAACACAGCAGCACGAACACAUGAUCUUUAUGAGCGAACACAGCAGAAGCAGCACAUGAUUCUUUAUGAGCAACACGCAGCAGCAACACAUGAUUCUUUUCCUAAUGCAGGACCUUACUUUGCUUUGUUUUUUGUUUUUGGUGCAGGGAGCUUUGGGAAUGGGAGAGGAA